This is a messenger RNA of Papaver somniferum (opium poppy), 3078 nucleotides long. RefSeq names its product serine/threonine-protein kinase EDR1-like. Gene Ontology annotation, molecular function: protein kinase activity; ATP binding. The record is from RefSeq and is a predicted model, not a curated record. The transcript is spliced from 19 exons. Gene Ontology annotation, biological process: protein phosphorylation. NCBI's taxonomy places the organism in Eukaryota, Viridiplantae, Streptophyta, Magnoliopsida, Ranunculales, Papaveraceae. Bases 425 to 2881 code for a protein of 818 amino acids.
UAUAGGGCACUUUCAAUUUGAUUAGCUUUAGCUGUAGUGUUGGAUCGUUCGAUCCAUUUGAUCUGGAUCGGACGAUUCAUUUACUUAGAAUUUGAUUCACUGUGGAGAAAAAAGAUUAAAGUCUUACAUGCAGAUCAUGGUUCCAAGUUUGAAUAAAUCCUUAGAUUAAUACUACUUAGAUUGAACUUGAAAGCAGCGUUUAUUCGUGUAAGCAGCUAGCUUUAUUCUCUUGGAACUGGCAACUGUUCUCAACAGAAACAUUUACCUAUAUUUCAGGUUAUAUGGUAUCCAGCUUAACAAAGUUAUACUAAAAGACUUUCACUCACCUAUUCAUGGUCGUAUAAGAAUUUCUUCCAGAAUUUCAAUGUCCUUUAUGGGAUGAGAAGUGAGGCGAAAUGGUUUUGUACUUUAAAGCUCUAAUAAGAUGGAAGAGACAAGAGAAGAUGCCGGGUCAUCGGAACCAGGGUCUUCUAAUGCUAACUGGUGGCCGUCAGGACUUAUGGACAAAUUGCGAUCUGUUUCUCUGGCUCAAGAAGAGAGUUUGAAUGGUAAAGAAACGUACAAUCCUGACCGAGAUGACCUGUCAUUGCAAACGGCGUCACAAAUUCUCUGGACCACAGGGACGCUUUCUGGAGCAAUUCCUAAUGGUUUUUACUCUGUCAUUCCGGAGAAAAAACUCAAGGAACAUUUCGACCACAUUCCUUCUCCAGAGGAAAUUCAUGCUCUGGGUUUAGAAGGUUUCCGGGCCGAUAUUAUCCUGGUUGAUGGUGAGAAAGAUAAGAAACUAUCUCUGCUAAAAAACCUAAUGGUGGCCUCCGUGCGAGGUUCUAACCCAGCUGCAAUGAUCAAGAAGAUUGCUGGACUGGUUUCUGACUUCUAUAAGCGACCAGCUUCUGAACUAAGUCCUGCAAAAGCUGCACUUGAAGACAACUCUCAUUUUUCGGAGAGUCGAGGUGUGCAGCUUUUAGGACAGAUAAAGAAUGGCUUAUGCCGACCACGAGCUAUCCUAUUCAAAGUUCUUGCAGAUACUGUAGGGCUUGAAAGCAGGCUGGUGGUGGGUUUACCUACUGAUGGUGCAAUUGAACACACAGAUUCAUAUAAACAUAUGUCUGUGAUUGUGGUGCUGAAUUCUGUGGAGCUACUGGUUGAUCUUAUGCGUUUUCCAGGUCAACUAAUUCCAUAUUCGAGUAGGGCGGUCUUCAUGUCUCAUAUAUCUGCUGCAGGAGAGAGCGACUCCGCCGAGAACGAUUCCUGUGAUUCACCUCUUGAACCAAACAGUCCUCUCUAUGGAUUUUCAGAUAGAGCGGAUGUUGAAGGUAGUCCCGAGCAAGAUGAUACCCUUCAUUGCUUAUACCAACGAAAAUUCGAAGCAUCUAGUGCAUCAGGUUCUCCAGCACGUAAUAUAAUGUUGCGAAGAACGACCUCCAGUGAGGGAAAGCUAAGUUUAUCACAUAGUGAUCCCAACAUCGCAAACAAUAUUUGGCGUCGUAGUCGAAGAAAAGUAAUCGCGGAACAACGGACAGCUAGUUCAAGUCCAGAACACCCCUUAUUUCGAGGACGUGGACGUUCCAUGCUCAGCGGCAGUGGUAGACAAUCAUUUAGAGAAUAUGCAGAUGAUUUAACUCCAUCAAGGUCAGAUGGUACCUCAACGUCAGAGACUCGUAGAAUUAGAAGGAGAAGCAUCAGCAUAACUCCAGAGAUUGGCGAUGAUAUCGUAAGGGCUGUGCGAGCUAUGAAUGAAACCUUGAAGCAAAACCGACUGUUAAAGCAACAAGGUCAUGACGGAUCAGUUUCUAACUCCCCAACUAAACUCGAUAGUCCAGAUCUCCACAAGAAUUUACCAAAUUUUAGUCUGGACGAGCGUGAUAAAAUAUCAAGUGAAAUAUCUGGUAGAUAUAGUCAUCCUGGAAAGCAACCAAGUUCACAAACGGCAGUAUCACUACCUUCAUCUCCUCGUGCGUUUAGAGGCCAUGAUUCUGAGAGAAGUGCGCGUCCGCAUUUUGUUGGAGAUGAGUUUAUCUCAACAUGGAACAAAGUCCUAGAAUCUUCGACAUUUCUUAACAAGCCUCUGUUACCUUUUCAAGAAUGGAAUAUUGACUACUCGGAGUUAACUGUUGGAACUCGUGUUGGGAUAGGUUUCUUUGGAGAAGUUUUUCGCGGAAUCUGGAAUGGGACAGAUGUUGCAAUAAAGGUUUUUUUAGAGCAAGAUUUGACUGCCGAGAAUAUGGAAGACUUCUGCAAUGAAAUCUCUAUCUUAAGCCGCCUUAGACAUCCAAAUGUUAUCCUGUUCCUUGGAGCCUGUACAAGGCCUCCUCAUUUAUCAAUGGUUACGGAAUACAUGGAGAUGGGAUCCUUGUAUUAUUUAAUACAUAUGAGUGGGCAGAAAAAGAAACUCAGUUUGCGCAGGAGAUUAAAAAUGCUCCGUGAUAUUUGCAGGGGAUUGAUGUGCAUACACCGAAUGAAGAUCGUUCAUCGUGAUGUAAAAAGUGCAAAUUGUCUAGUGAAUAAGCAUUACAUGGUCAAGAUAUGUGAUUUUGGUCUCUCAAGAGUGAUGGCUGAAUCUCCCAUGAGAGAUACCUCGUCAGCAGGAACUCCAGAAUGGAUGGCUCCCGAACUUAUACGCAAUGAACCCUUCACGGAGAAGUGUGAUGUAUUCAGCCUUGGUGUGAUAAUGUGGGAGCUCUGCACUCUGAACCGACCAUGGGAAGGUGUAUCCCCUAUGCAGGUUGUUUAUGCAGUUGCUAAUGAGGGUUCAAGGCUGGAGAUUCCUGAAGGUCCACUAGGGAAACUAAUUCAAGAUUGUUGGGCUGAGCCAGACGAUCGACCAAGCUGUGAGGAGAUUCUAACUCGUUUGCUCGACUGCGAAUACGCACUGUGCUGAUUGCCAGCAUUUUGUUGUUGAUGUUGUAAGGUUUUUUUUUUUUUUUUUUUUUUACUGUAAAUUAGAUAUGUAAUUCUGAAAACAGAUCGUUAUCAGCCCAGUUUUCCAUAGUAGUUUUCUUUUGUAUCUUGCUACACAGAAUGUAUGGCCCAACCUUUGAGGUAUAUGUUGAAAGCAAUAAGAGGUUUUCUUUUGAC